Messenger RNA from Planococcus citri (citrus mealybug), 2285 nucleotides. RefSeq names its product heterogeneous nuclear ribonucleoprotein A1, A2/B1 homolog. Gene Ontology annotation, biological process: regulation of gene expression. Gene Ontology annotation, cellular component: nucleoplasm; chromatin. Bases 234 to 1253 code for a protein of 339 amino acids. The transcript is spliced from 9 exons. Lineage: Eukaryota; Metazoa; Arthropoda; Insecta; Hemiptera; Pseudococcidae. Gene Ontology annotation, molecular function: RNA binding. The record is from RefSeq and is a predicted model, not a curated record.
GAAUUCGCAGUACCUACAAUAGAAUACCGUACAUUAUAAUCGCGCAUACUUAAACAAAAAAAAACUAGGUACCUACAGCAAAUGUGGAAAUUGGAGACUUGGCUACCACGCUGUUAUAAUAAUUGAGAAUAAGACUUUCAACCAUAUCGUGUGUACCAUUUUACAUUGUUUGUUUUGAAAACUAAAUCUAUGUAUGUGUGUUGUGAUGUGAAAAUACAUACAUCCUUAUAACGAUGGGUGCGGAGGAAUCAAAAUAUCGAGUAUUCGUAUCCAAUCUGAACCCAAACACCUCCGAUGACGAAUUCGUAUCGUAUUUUCAAUUUCAUUACGGUGGUGUGGAGGGAGCAAAAAUUAUACGAGAUUCCAACGGACGGUCCAAGGAAUAUGGUUUCAUUAGUUUCGUCAAUUCGUCAUUCUUCGAUCAAGUGGUUUCUCAAAAAUAUCACACAAUAAAUGGAACCAGAGUCGUUUGCAAAAUCGCAUCUCCUAGAAAGACGAAUCAAAAUAUCACCAAAAAUAAUGCAGCACCUAAACACUUAAAGGAAAUAUACAUAGGAAAUUUGGAUACCAACACGACACUGCAACAAAUGAAGGAUUAUUUCUCAUAUUUCGGUGAGGUAGAACACGCAUUUAUUGUAUCCGAUGAAAAUCAAAGAUCUUUAGGUUAUGGUUUCAUUGAAUUUCAAAACCCUUCAUCUGUCGAUUUGGUUCAAGAACAAAGACCUCAUAGCAUAAACGAAAGGCAACUUCAAAUUUCCAGAAGUUAUCCCAGACACGUCCCUACACGUUUGAAGAAACCUUCCAACGUCCUUUACGUCGCAAAUUACGACGACCGCGUCGACGAAAGCAAUAUCGAAGAAUAUUUUACCCAGUAUGGAGACAUAAUUUAUGUAUCACGUACGAAAAAACGUCAACAGGAUAACGUAAGAUUGAUGGAAGUACAUUUCGACGAUUACGAUGCAGUUGAUGUGAUCUGUUUGGCCGACAAUCAUACCAUUAAUGGUUGCACCAUUACUGUUUCGAAAUACUUGGAAUAUAAUAAUUUAGAGAAAUUACAAAAUCAGCAACAAGCGAACGUUUCAACAUCAAAUCUUCCUCAGAAACUAGAAGGUAUUCAUCAGCAAUAUCAGCAUGUUCGUCAUGAUCUUGCAGAUUUUGGAAACCAAGUAAAAAAUUUGUAUCCGUCUGCUUCUACUCAUCUGCAUCGACAGGAUGAUCCUAAAAAUGAUAACAAUGAUUGUGUUAUUUUGUGAUUUAUUUUUUUCCUCGUGAACAAUUACAUACGAGAGGCGAUCAAAAUGUUGUUGGACUCGUUUCGGGCAGGAACGCUGGAAAGAGGGAAAGACCAAACCGGUUUCCAACGAGAAUCAAAAAGAAGUGGGGAGCGUUCCAGCCUUCCAGGAUACAUACGUGAGCUAAUCCGCUUCAGCUUCAUCAAUUCAAAGGAACACGCCGAACACGCGGCGAGUGCGAGAUCAGUUAAGUAGAUCACUGAGACCACGAGACCAGUCUGCGAAUAUUGUGUUUACUGUUUUGUCACGAUGAUGUCCUUAGAGCAACGCGCGAAAUUGAAGUUCCACGUGCAGUUGAAUAAAUCGUUUAUCGAAUGUUACAAUGAUAUGAAAGCAAUGUAUGGGGACUGUAUAAAACGCUCGACAGUGUAUUCUUGGUAUAAAAAAUUUGCAAACGGUCGCGCAAGUGUUAGAAACGCAAACGCUGAAAACAGUGGCCGGCCUGCCACAUCUCGAACUCCAGAAAACAUUUCUCGAGUUCGCGAAUUGAUUAAAUUGAACCCGCACUUGAGUAUACGAAAAAUUUCUGAUAAAUUGAACCUCAACUUUGGUACUGUGCAGAAAAUUUUGACCAGGAAUUUGAAAAUGACGAGCGAUUCUUCUUCCAAAGCAUGGAUACAAUCAAAGUCAUCGAAGGUGAAGUGAACAUCAAUGCCAUUGCCAGCCUUUGAAGUUUGAUCUGAAGUGUUUCACGAGGUGGAUCUGGAUCGAGAGAUAGCAGAAGUGCAUCGCUCAGAAGGAUGAAUAUUUUUAGGGGAAUACUAUACCUCAUCGUAGACUUGUUGAAUACGAGUGAAUGUUUUGAAUUUUGUUUGUAUGUAUGACACAAGGAGGCUGAGCAGGCUCCACACGUUGGACCUUAUCAUGCCUCUAAGUGCACUACGUAAAUGUCCGUAAAUUUAAUAUAAUUUUUAAAUAGUGUUGUAAUACUCGUAGUUUUGAUAAUUUUAAGUCGUUGAUUUUUGUAUCAGUUCUGUAAAUAAAUAAUUUUGA